AUGCGUUCUGUACUGUGCCGGUCGCUCUCGGCCAUGGCUCCAGCAUGGUGCUGGGCGCCAUCCGCUAUGAUCCAGCCCUUGUCGCAGCGGCUUUACUCUACGACGACGACUACACAUGGCGCACACCACAUCCAAACCCGGAUACCGUCAUUGAAGCCAGAGCCCAAGAAGGGACACCGGUUCCGCGAGUUUGAUCUUGACGAGCGUGUCUUUGCUGUCACUGGUGGCGGACGAGGACUCGGGUUGGCGAUGGCUGAAGCCCUGAUGGAGGCUGGUGCUAAAGUGUACUGUUUGGAUCGUCUCGAAAAGCCUCAUCCGGACUUUAUAGCCGCUCAAGAGCACGCUGAGAAGAACUACGGUGGCAGCCUGGAGUACUACCGUAUCGAUGUUCGAGAUGAAUCCUCGGUCAACGAGCUCUUUGCGGAAAUCGCCGGGAAAAACCAGCGACUGGACGGUAUGAUUGCCGCCGCCGGAAUCAACCACCUGCAGAGCGCCCUGGAACACUCCCAGGUGGCUCUGAACGAAGUCAUGCAAAUCAACUACAACGGAGUGUUCAACUCCGCCACUGCUGCUGCGCGGCAGAUGUUCAAUUAUCAGCAGAAGGGCUCAAUUCUGCUCAUCGCCAGCAUGAGCGGCCUGAUUGCCAACAAGGGAAUGACCUCCCCUGUCUACAAUUCAUCCAAGGCAGCUGUCAUCCAGCUGUCCCGGUCUCUUGCGAUGGAAUGGGGUCGACAUGGCAUCCGCGUGAACAGCCUGUGUCCCGGCCACAUUAUCACCCCGAUGGUGGAAGAGGUGUUUCAGCAGAACCCUGCAUCCCGGGCCGUCUGGGAAGCAGAGAACAUGCUUGGACGACUGGCCUACCCGGAGGAGUUCCGGGGAGCCGCUCUCUUCGCUCUAAGUGAUGCGAGCAGCUUCAUGACCGGCAGCACCAUGCUGAUUGACGGAGGCCACACCGCAUGGUAA
Molecule: messenger RNA, 963 nt
Organism: Aspergillus sclerotioniger CBS 115572
Lineage: Eukaryota; Fungi; Ascomycota; Eurotiomycetes; Eurotiales; Aspergillaceae
Product: putative short chain dehydrogenase/oxidoreductase
Exons: 2
Coding region: 1-963 (320 amino acids)
Cellular component (GO): intracellular anatomical structure
Molecular function (GO): oxidoreductase activity, acting on NAD(P)H, oxygen as acceptor
Source: RefSeq, a predicted model, not a curated record